CGGAUAAGUCCUUGGAAAUCAGGAAUAAAUGACAACGGACUUGCCAGGAAAAAUCACCGGCUUCCGAGGCUCCAUAAACCUCUCCAAAACUCUCUCUCUCCAUAUUUUCCCUGUUCCAAGAAAGGUCAAAUUAUUCCGGUGACCUUUGCUCAUCGGUUAAGAUGGUUUUGAUGAUAUAUUGUAGCGAAAAGGCCUAGGCAUUAGGCGGCCAUCCAAACAGCUUCUUUGCUUGCUCCAUCACAUUCCAUUAGAUGGGCUGUUUUCAGUCUACAGCAACAAAGCAGUUUCCCGGACACGAAAAUCCUGUUGUUCUUGCUUCUCAAACAGCUUUUAGUGUUAGCGAAGUGGAAGCUUUAUUUGAGCUGUUCAAGAGUAUCAGCAGUUCAGUGAUUGAUGAUGGGCUAAUAAGCAAGGAAGAGUUUCAGUUGGCUUUAUUUAAGAACAGGAAGAAAGAGAACCUUUUUGCUAAUCGGAUUUUUGACCUCUUUGACGUGAAGCAAAAAGGAGUCAUUGAUUUUGGUGAUUUUGUUAGAGGGCUUAACGUUUUCCACCCAAAUGCCCCACAAGAGGAUAAGAUCAACUUUUCAUAUAGGCUUUAUGAUUUGGAUGGCACAGGGUUCAUUGAGCGCCAAGAGGUUAAACAAAUGUUGAUUGCACUUCUGUGCGAGUCUGAAAUGAAGUUGGCUGAUGAGACUGUUGAGAUAAUACUGGAUAAGACAUUCUUGGAGGCGGAUACAAAUCAGGACGGGAAGAUUGAUAAGUGCGAAUGGCACUCCUUUGUCACAAAAAACCCUUCAUUGCUUAAAAUAAUGACACUUCCAUAUUUAAGGGAUAUAACGACAACGUUUCCAAGCUUUGUUUUCCAUUCUGAAGUUGAUGAAGUUGCUACCUGAUGAUAAGAGAAGAAAGGAAGAAGUACUCCAUCUGUAGUUUCAGCUGUGCUACUUCCAUAUUCUGAAGCGAAGUUUUUUUAUAAUCAUAGAAAGGCAGCAGUGUAUUGUGUACUGGCAUGAGGCAGAAGACGUAGUUUUCUGUAGACAUGGCGUGCGGAGAGCGGAAUGUUGCUGUGUGAGUCGACCGGCAAGCUGCUCUAACGAUUAGGAGAAUUGUAUAUUAUUGAAUGAAUCACUUAGGGGCCAUUUGGCAUCUGUUAUGGUUAGGGGAAUUGUGAUGCGGUUUCAUGAAUUUUGGCCGACGCGAUAAUUGUUUGAGCCUGUAAUAGAAUUCGGGAAUCUCACUUCAUUUCUUUCUUUCUUUCUUCUUAACCGGUAUAUAUACCCCGUAUGUUUUUAUUUACAAGUUGUGAAGAUGAAUAUAAGGUUUUCAUGCAUCGCUUAUGUUA
Cuscuta europaea is the source of this 1342-nucleotide messenger RNA. The record is from the annotation of a GenBank genome assembly. Lineage: Eukaryota; Viridiplantae; Streptophyta; Magnoliopsida; Solanales; Convolvulaceae.